GAGUGACCAUCCCAGCAUAGUAUCUAUGAUCCCAGGGCCGGCCUAGUCAGGAUAAAUCGGGAUAAAUAGACUGUAUUAUCUAUGAUUAUCAGUUGUAUAUAACUAAUAAUUGUCAAGCUGGUAACUUUUUCUUUUAAAAGAAAAAUGGCUAGCUUCAACUCAAGCAUUUUGACUUGUCUUGAAGAGUAUGAACAGAGUGCUCACUCAAAAGUAAAAGAAUCUGCUUGGAACUAUUACUCUGAAGGAUCUUGCCUGGGACAAACAAAAAAGGAAAACAUAGAAGCAUUUAAAAAGUAUUAUAUACUUCCAAGAGCAUUCAGAGCAUGCAAGGAAUCUGAAGUUGACUUGUCUGUCAAUAUUUUAGGAAGCAAGAUGGCUCUACCAAUAGGAGUUGCCCCUACAGGAAGGCAUGCUCUAGCUCAUCCUCAAGGAGAAGAGGCAACUGUAAAAGGUUGCACAAGAGCUGGUGUAUGCAUGAUACAAAGUGUUUUUUCAAACAAAAGCAUGGAAGAAGUCACGGAAUCUUGCAAGGGCCAAGGGCUAAGAUGGAUGCAGUUGCAACCACUUUUGAGUGAAAGCUGUGUCGUGGAAGACAUCAUAAAACGAGCUGAAUCUCUGGGUUACAGUGGGAUAGUGAUUACAUGCGAUCAACCAAAUUUUCCUAUUAGUUAUGCAGCAAUGAAAGAAUCAAAAAUCAAAAAUUAUGCUAUAAAAAACCCCGAGGUCUUUGGAAACUUCUCCAAAGAAAUUAAUGAUAAGAUUUUUUCUCCAGAGUCAAAUCCCUACAGUGAGGUAAAAGAGAAAAUGUUUGAGCCAAUUUCUUGGGACUGGGUUGAUUGGGUGCGUAGUAUUACAACACUGCCUAUAAUCAUCAAAGGUAUUCUGAAUCCACAUGAUGCUGAAGAAGCUCUGAAACAUGACAUCCAAGCAAUAUAUGUGUCCAAUCAUGGAGGCAGAGUACUUGACUCUGUGCCACCAACUUUAUAUGCCUUGCCUGAGAUUAUUAAAGCAGUCAAUGGAAAGGUUGAGGUUUAUGUUGAUGGUGGAAUACGUCAUGGUACUGAUGUAUUGAAGGCACUAGCACUUGGAGCUAGGGCAGUGUUUGUGGGAAAACCAAUAAUAUGGGGACUUGCAUGCAAUGGUGAAGAUGGAGUCUUUGAUGUAUUGCAAAUGCUAGGAGAUGAACUUCGUGCAGUGAUGGCGUCUACUGGCUGCAAAAGAGCAUCUGAAGUUACCCCAGAUAUCAUACGACUUGCUUCCAACUAUUAUUCAUAAUUUCAAUAUUAAAUUUUAUGCACUACUUUGUUAAGAUACAGUUUAUUUCCAAUCCUUAUUGUGUACUGUAUCUGUGGUUACAUGUGGUAGUGUAUUGACACCUACUAUACUUUGUUUUAUGAUAAUAAUUAUUAGUUAAAUGAAAAAAUCAAUUUUAACGAAAUUGAUGAAGAUUGAAGACA
Messenger RNA from Amphimedon queenslandica, 1457 nucleotides. Its product is annotated as hydroxyacid oxidase 1-like. Gene Ontology annotation, biological process: fatty acid alpha-oxidation. The transcript is spliced from 5 exons. Gene Ontology annotation, cellular component: peroxisomal matrix. Lineage: Eukaryota; Metazoa; Porifera; Demospongiae; Haplosclerida; Niphatidae. Gene Ontology annotation, molecular function: FMN binding; (S)-2-hydroxy-acid oxidase activity. The record is from RefSeq and is a predicted model, not a curated record. Bases 145 to 1275 code for a protein of 376 amino acids.